CUGUGACUCAGAGCUCCGGUUGUGGGGGCACUUUGUUUGCUGCUUGGAGGGGGGUGUGAAAAGCCAGUGAGAUAGCAGAUUGACCUUGCAAACGAGACACAUUGUGGACCCCAGCCCCUUCUCCCCUACCCUGUGAAGACUUGGCUGCCCCUCCUGGGCUCUCUGCCUCCCUUGGGCACAUGCUGAUGCCCCUGAGUGGGCUGCUCUGGUGGUGCUGUGGCUGCUGGGGCUGCUGCUGUGGAUUGUGCGCCCCUGUCCCCCAGAUGUUGCGCCACCAGGGUCUCCUCAAGUGCCGCUGCCGCAUGCUCUUCAAUGACUUGAAGGUUUUCCUGCUGCGGCGCCCCCCUCCAGCCCCCCUGCCCAUGCACGGAGAUCCUCAGCCCCCUGGUUUGGCAGCCAACAGUAACACCCUUCCGGCUCUGGGGGCCGGAGGGUGGGCAGGCUGGAGGGGCCCUCGAGAGGGGGUAGGCAGGGAGACCCCUCCACUGCCACCUCCACCACCUUUGCCACCUUCUUCCGUGGAAGAUGACUGGGGUGGCCCCGCCACAGAGUCGCCGGCCUCUCGGCUCAGCAGUGCUUCCUCAGAUGACUUCAGUAAGGGGAAGGCUGACGAUCGCUACUCAGUGGGCAGCAGCCUGGACAGUGGGAUGAGGACUCCGCUCUGCCGCAUCUGCUUCCAGGGGCCGGAACAGGGGGAGCUGCUGAGCCCGUGCCGCUGUGAUGGGUCGGUCAAGUGCACGCACCAGCCCUGCCUCAUCAAAUGGAUCAGCGAGCGGGGCUGCUGGAGCUGUGAGCUGUGCUACUACAAAUACCACGUCAUCGCCAUAAGCACAAAGAACCCUCUGCAGUGGCAGGCCAUCUCUCUGACAGUCAUUGAGAAGGUGCAGAUUGCAGCUGCCAUCUUGGGUUCUCUCUUCCUCAUCGCCAGCAUCUCUUGGCUCAUCUGGUCAACCUUCAGUCCCUCAGCAAAGUGGCAACGCCAAGACCUCCUCUUCCAGAUCUGCUACGGGAUGUAUGGCUUCAUGGACGUGGUGUGCAUAGGCCUCAUCAUCCACGAGGGACCCUCUGUGUACCGCAUUUUUAAACGGUGGCAGGCUGUCAACCAGCAGUGGAAAGUGCUGAACUAUGACAAGGCAAAGGACCUGGAGGAUCAAAAGGCCGGCGGCAGGCCCAACCCCCGGACCUCCUCGUCCACACAGGCCAAUGUUCCCUCAGAGGAGGAGGCGGCGGUGGGCACCCCCGCCCCUGAGGAAGGCCCCGCCCGGGCUGCCAGCCACCCCUCAGGCCCCGUGUCCGAUCACCACUGUGCUUACACCAUCCUGCACCUCUUGAGUCACCUGAGAACUCAUGAACAGCGGAGCCCCCCGGGGGGCAGCCGAGAGCUCGUCAUGAGGGUCACGACAGUGUGAGGAGGAGAAGAAGGAAGGCCUUAACCACGUGCGCGAGGGACC
Molecule: messenger RNA, 1451 nt
Organism: Elephantulus edwardii (Cape elephant shrew)
Lineage: Eukaryota; Metazoa; Chordata; Mammalia; Macroscelidea; Macroscelididae
Gene: MARCHF4
Product: membrane-associated ring finger (C3HC4) 4, E3 ubiquitin protein ligase
Exons: 4
Coding region: 180-1409 (409 amino acids)
Biological process (GO): protein ubiquitination
Molecular function (GO): zinc ion binding; ubiquitin-protein transferase activity
Source: RefSeq, a predicted model, not a curated record